UUCAGGUCCCACUGUAGGGCAAGAUUGGACACGGAAACCAAGAGGAGAGAUGGCUGAAAGAUAAAGCGAAUAUCCCAUUCUAAUUACACACAAAAUAUACAGUACCCAUACUCCAGAUUGAUAAGACAUAUGUCCAGGGGGCAUUGUUAUAUAAUUUUGAGAAAAGUGACAUCAAAACAGAACAGUUCCAUAUCUCAUAAUAAGCUGUUAAUUGCAGGCAAUAAUGGCAAAUAUUACAAUCCCACCAACAACGGACACCCCAACUUACGAUUACACAUUUAAUUUUUAUUUCAAUUUUUUGUUUGGUCUCACAAGUCGUACUUUUGGGGUCGCUGGUAACAUUUUAAACAUCAUUGUACUAACCAGACCAAAAAUGAAAAAUCCCAAUACUCUGAUCCUAACUUGGAUGGCAGUGGCGGAUCUGUGUAAUCUUCUUAUUGGCCUGCCCAAGUUUGUGUGGCAAGCAAACGAAUCAUCAUUUGCUCCUUCAAAGAAAACUGAUCUUGGUUUCAACAUCUAUUUCAAAUUCAUUAUUUUGACGUUUGCGUAUGUUUUUAUCAUGGCAAUGAAUUGGUUGACUGUUUUGCUGACUGCCUUUCGGUAUAUCGCAGUUUGUUGGCCAACAAAGGUUACUACAUGGAGUUCCUCCAAGCGUACCAAAAUAAGCAUUGGGCUGAUUUAUCUUAUCAGUUUGCUUGUGUUCGGUGAGAAUCUGCUCAACAACGCAGUUGGGCCAAAGAAUAAGAAUGGUAAGAUAGUCAUGGAUAUCAUCAAAGGACCAUUGAACAGUCCUGUUUACAAUAUUGUAUACAACUCAUUUCAAACAGGGGUAGGACUUUUCUUGCCUUGUAUAAUUUGUAUCAUUCUUACGAUUAGGGUCAUUGUAGGGGUAAGGCAGGCUAAUAAUAAAAUUGCGGCUAUGACGGUUCAAGGGGUCAAAGCUGAUGUUGAAAAUGAGAUGAUGAUAAAGCGUAAGAAACAAGAGAAUCAAAUGACGGCACUCUUGCUUUUGAUUGUAUUUGUCUACGUCAUAUGUGACGUAAUGCUAUGUAUACGGUACAUCAUUAGGUCGACGUUAGGUUUGAAGAAAUAUUACAAUUACUUGAAUGGGUAUGAGGUGUUCGAUUCUAUUUCUACAUAUCUUAUCACAUUUAAUAGUUCUAUCAAUUUUGUUCUCUACUCGGCAGCUAAUAAGCAAUUCAGGAAAAUAUGUUUUAAAACAUUUUGCUGCAAAUCAACAUCUCAUAUUUCCGAAGGAAAUAGUACAAACAAGACUCACCCAAAUACAAAUGAUGUUAGAACAGCCGUAUCAGCAACUUGAAUCAGAUUUGAAAAGGGCAAUGACAUUCAAGCUACUUUUUAGAUAUGGACAUUGUUAAAUGUUAAUACUUUGUAUUUUCAUUAUAUUAUCUUUAACAUGGUUUUAGUGUUUGAAUUGAUUUUUAAGUAAUAGGUAUAUUAAUUUCAUUGCAAUAUUUCAUAUAUUAUAUAAUACACAUCACCGGCAUAUCGCCUUUUGGCAUUUCAUGUCCGUUUUCAACUACACCUUUGCUUAUCAGAAAAAUUAAAA
This is a messenger RNA of Owenia fusiformis, 1570 nucleotides long. The record is from the annotation of a GenBank genome assembly. Lineage: Eukaryota; Metazoa; Annelida; Polychaeta; Sabellida; Oweniidae.